GGUUUUCGCCGCUCGCCACGGGAAGGCGGGGAGCUGGAGGCCUCCUCGUCCCGGGAUAUUUGGGGGGGACUGGUGAAAAUGGUCAUUUCUACCGCCGUCGGCCUCCCUCGCCUCUGCCGCCCCUCCGAGCCCCGCUAGGCCGGGGGCCGCUGUGGACCGGUUUGGCGGAGACCUGGCUGGAGGCUGGACGGCGCGGAGGGGAGGGAGAGCGGGGGUGCGGCCCGCCAGCGCCCGUUGUCGCCCGGCCCCGGAGGGCGUGGGGACCCGGGGGCGGUGAAAGAGCCGCGGUAGAUCCGCCUCUUUCAUUGAUGAAAUUUAAGUUCGUGUGAUUUUACCUUUUCUGGGAGUCUCCAGGCGGCCCUCAUUUGUGUCAGGAGUUACCAGCCGACUCAGUCGCACCAAGUUUCUGCCUUUGGAAGUGGAGGAGGUUUUCCUUUCCUUUUUUUUUUUUUUUUUUUUUUGAGGCAGUUUUAAUCGCUUUGAACAAAUAUUCCCUUAAGUGGCUAAACAUAGGAAGAGGAGAAAGAACACGUCGGUUAGUAGAGCAGGGGAGGAAAUCUCUACCUGAGAAGAGUGACUCCUCUAGAAACCAACAGAUAGACUAGUAUAUAAGCCAGAGUAUUUCAAUAAACCCCUACAAUGUCGAGAUUUGUACCAGAUCUUAGCAAAGCAAUGUCUCAGGAUGGCGCUUCUCAGUUCCAAGAGGUCAUUCGACAAGAGCUAGAAUUAUCUGUGAAGAAAGAACUAGAAAAAAUACUCAUCACAGCACCAUCACAUGAGUUUGAGCACACUAAAAAAGACCUUGAUGGAUUUCGUAAGCUAUUUCAUAGAUUUUUGCAAGAAAAGGGACCUUCUGUGGAUUGGGGAAAAAUCCAGAGACCUCCAGAAGAUUCGAUUCAACCCUAUGAAAAGAUAAAGGCCAGGGGCUUACCUGAUAAUGUGUCUUCUGUGCUGAACAAGCUGGUGGUGGUAAAACUCAAUGGCGGUUUGGGAACCAGCAUGGGCUGCAAAGGUCCGAAAAGUCUGAUUGGUGUGAGGAAUGAGAAUACCUUUUUGGAUCUGACGGUUCAGCAAAUUGAACAUUUGAAUAAAACCUACAAUACAGAUGUUCCUCUUGUUCUAAUGAACUCUUUUAACACAGAUGAAGAUACAAAAAAAAUACUACAGAAGUACAGUCACUGUCGUGUGAAAAUCUACACUUUUAAUCAAAGCAGGUACCCUAGGAUUAAUAAAGAAUCUUUACUGCCUGUAGCAAAGGAUGUAUCGUACUCAGGGGAAAAUACAGAAGCUUGGUACCCGCCAGGUCAUGGUGAUAUUUACGCCAGUUUCUACAACUCUGGUUUGCUCGAUAUCUUCAUUGGAGAAGGCAAAGAGUAUAUUUUUGUGUCUAACAUAGAUAAUCUGGGUGCAACAGUGGAUCUUUAUAUUCUUAAUCAUCUAAUGAACCCACCCAAUGGAAAACCUUGUGAAUUUGUCAUGGAAGUCACAAAUAAAACACGUGCAGAUGUAAAGGGUGGGACACUCACUCAGUAUGAAGGCAAAUUGAGACUGGUGGAAAUCGCUCAAGUGCCAAAAGCACAUGUUGAUGAGUUCAAGUCUGUAUCAAAAUUCAAAAUAUUUAACACAAACAACCUCUGGAUCUCUCUUGCAGCAGUUAAAAGACUGCAGGAGAAGAAUGCUAUUGACAUGGAAAUCAUUGUUAAUCCAAAGACUUUGGAUGGAGGCCUGAAUGUCAUUCAAUUAGAAACUGCAGUAGGGGCUGCCAUUAAAAGUUUUGAGAACUCUCUAGGUAUCAAUGUUCCUAGAAGCCGUUUUCUCCCUGUGAAAACCACAUCAGAUCUCUUGCUUGUGAUGUCAAACCUCUAUAGCCUUAAUGCAGGAUCUUUGACAAUGAGUGAAAAGCGGGAAUUUCCUACAGUGCCCUUGGUUAAACUUGGCAGUUCUUUUACAAAGGUUCAGGAUUACCUAAGGAGAUUCGAAAGUAUACCAGAUAUGCUUGAAUUGGAUCACCUCACAGUUUCAGGAGAUGUAACAUUUGGCAAGCACGUUUCAUUAAAGGGAACAGUUAUCAUCAUUGCCAAUCAUGGUGACCGAAUUGACAUCCCACCUGGAGCAGUAUUAGAGAACAAGAUUGUAUCUGGGAACCUUCGUAUCUUGGACCACUGAAAUGAAAAAAUACUGUGUACACUUUAUACUAAUCAUGGGCUAGUUUCUUACAACAAAAUGUUCUCUAGCAUUCUAUAAUAGGCAGGUACUUUUAUUGUGUUUACUGUACCUGCAGUGUUAAUUUUUAAAGUAGAGUUUUCUGCAGUAUGCUUUUAUUUUAGUCUAAGAAAAGCACAGAUGGAAGCAAUACUUUUCUUCUUGGAAGAGGAUCCUGGAAGUUCAUCUUAAAGUGCAAUAUUGUUUAAUCUUAAAACUGGGGCAGCUCUGCUGGGAAAUCUUUUAACAGAGGCCUCAAUGAUGGUCACUUUGAAUUGCUUGUGAUUUCAGAAAUAAAGCUGUGAAGCAAUACAUGUGUACACUUA
This is a messenger RNA of Myotis myotis, 2528 nucleotides long. RefSeq names its product UDP-glucose pyrophosphorylase 2 (gene UGP2). The coding region runs from base 640 to 2166 and encodes 508 amino acids. NCBI's taxonomy places the organism in Eukaryota, Metazoa, Chordata, Mammalia, Chiroptera, Vespertilionidae. Gene Ontology annotation, biological process: UDP-alpha-D-glucose metabolic process; glycogen metabolic process. The transcript has 10 exons. Gene Ontology annotation, cellular component: cytoplasm. The record is from RefSeq and is a predicted model, not a curated record. Gene Ontology annotation, molecular function: UTP:glucose-1-phosphate uridylyltransferase activity.